UAUUAACCAUUUCUUUAAGAAAGAAAAAAAAGCUAGUUAGCACCUUGCAGAAUAAUGUGAUCCGGCACUGGCAAAUUCCGUAGGAAAAAGAGAAAAAGAAGAUGAACAGCAGAAAUCAGCAUCAGCAAAUUCAAUCCCAGACUCGAAGAUGGGCUUUGGGAGGAUUAUUCGUGCUUAUACUCCCUAACUUUUUCCCUGCUCUCCUUAAUCCAUUAGCCCGUGCUUACCCCUCCCUCUUCUCAGAAUGGAAUGCUCCUGAAGCUAUGCAUUUGCAAUUACUCAAUGGUGCUUUAAAACGACAAACUCUUGAUGAGGAAUCAGAAAUAUGGUCUCCCUUGCCCAACCAAGGCUGGAAACCUUGUGCUGACUCUCGCACUUCACAUUUUUUACCCAAGAAAUCAGAAGGUUAUAUUCAAGUGUUUCUUGAUGGAGGACUCAAUCAGCAAAGAAUGGGGGUUUGUGAUGCCGUCGCUGUAGCAAAAAUCUUAAAUGCUACACUUGUGGUUCCAUAUUUUGAGGUGAAUCCAGUUUGGCAAGAUUCGAGCCAAUUUUCAGAUAUAUUUAAUGUAGACCAUUUCAUUGAUGCUCUGAAAAACGAAGUCUCCAUAGUUAAAGACCUUCCAGGCCAGUAUUCCUGGAGUACACGAGAGUAUUAUGCAACUGGGAUAAGAGAUACAAGAAUAAAAACAGCACCUCUCCAUGCAUCUGCUACUUGGUAUCUGGAAAAUGUUUUGCCAGUUAUGCAGAGUUAUGGGAUUGCUGCAAUAUCCCCAUUCUCUCAUCGACUGGCCUUCGACAACCUGCCCCCAGAGAUCCAGCGGCUUCGAUGUAAGGUUAAUUUUGAGGCUUUGAUUUUUGUCCCCCAUAUCAGGAUGUUAGCAGAGACCAUUAUCAAUCGCCUGCGGUUUGGGCAUAGUGGUGGAGGAGCUUCAGGUAUUGCUAAUUGGCAGGAAAGAGUGACUGCUAAUCGAAGAGCUGGGAAGUAUGCCGUGUUGCAUCUUCGCUUUGAUAAAGAUAUGGCUGCUCAUUCAGCUUGUGAUUUUGGUGGUGGAAAAGCUGAGAAAUUGGCUCUCGCAAAAUACCGCCAAGUUCUUUGGCAGGGUAGGGUACUGAAUUCUCAGUUCACUGAUGAAGAACUAAGAACUAAAGGACGUUGCCCGCUGACUCCAGAAGAGAUUGGGCUUCUGCUUGCUGCUCUUGGCUUCAGCAACAACACAAGACUAUAUUUGGCUUCCCAUAAGGUUUAUGGUGGUGAGGCAAGGCUGUCAUAUCUUCUAAAGCUGUUCCCAUUGAUGGAGGAUAAGAAUAGCCUUACUUCUGUAGAUGAACGGGCUCAAGUGGAAGGAAAAGCUUCUCUGUUAGCUGCUGUUGACUACGAAGUGAGCAUGGAAAGUGAUGUUUUCCUUUCUGCUUCGCCUGGAAACAUGCAUAAUGCUCUGGUGGCACACCGAUCGUACAACAACUUGAAGACUAUCAGACCAAACAUGGUGCUGUUGGGAAAGCUUUUCAUAAAUAAAAGCCUGGAGUGGUCAGAUUUCCAACAAGCAGUUAAGAAUGGCCACAAGAAUAGACAAGGGCAACUACGGUUAAGGAAAGAAACACAAUCGAUAUACACAUAUCCCAUUCCUGAUUGCAUGUGUCAAGCCUAGAUGGUAUCCCGGUCCUAAUGUAACAGUUUCCCUUUUUGCUCUGUUAGUGUCUAGGUUUCUUCUAUAAAUACGUUUAAAUCCACAAUAGCUUCCCAACUCAUUCGCUGGUUGUGCUGUUAUCUGAGAAAAGCACAAGGCAAUGUAGUCAGCCUUGCCAUCACCAAGGCUGGAAGGAGACAUCCAGUAUUUUAUUUCCUGGUAAUAUGUUAGCAGUGCUAUUCUAUAGUUCAGGUGAUUAUUAAUAAUAAUUUAGUUUAAUUAUUCAACCGUCCUUAAUUUUCUUUUUAAACUGCAUUUUGCCAAUAUAAAUGUUACCUUGUACCUCCUUCAGGAUGUCGCCCUUCAGUAUAGUUUUCAAUUCAACUACAUCUUUUGCAAUAAAAUAUCUUGCGACUCCUUUAAGAACUCGCCUUCCUGCCCAAUACUACUCAAUAGUGCCCUAUACCGCAAAUUUUUGUUUAGAUCUAACAAUAUUGAUUUUUUUGGUCUAUCCCUAAUCUAGAAGUACAUUAACAUUUCAAGGUUUCAAAAAUGACAACACCAAAAUAGUACCAGUUCCGAUGUUGGUGGCAACAAGUUUUAGCGGUCAGCACUAAUCAUAAAUCUGGUAGAAGAAACGGCGAAGAACAAACAAAAGCACAUCUCUCCAUAAACUAGGUAGUUAGGCCAAACUUCAUCUGAGUUGAUCACAUCUUACAGUGAGAAUUCCGGUAUGCAACAUGUUUGUCUCUAAUUUAAAAACUUCUGAUUUCUUGCCCAAAUUGAUACAAACGAUAUGUUUGUCACUAGACGACUUGAAGGGAAGACAUAUCACGUGUUCAUCACUUGGUGCAUUUUCAACAAUUAUUUACAUCUGUGGUAGUUAACAAGAAUCGUCGAAUCAUCAUAUACGGUGCAGAAUGCAGCUCAAAAAACGCGCUUUAUGCAUCUUGCACUAGGGUUAGAUUGGAAGGAACUAAAUGAUGCAUGUUCCAAUCAUAGACUCCGACUAAUUCACCUCUCCUUGCUGAUCAAAGAGGUCCUCUGCUAGGAGCUUCGCCAUUGUCAUCCUUCUUGUCGACAAUAGCCAACCCAUUCCCAUUCCGGUGGGAGGCCAGCUCCACCUCUGACAGGGUGGGAGGUGGCAUCAGCUCUUCUUCAAUAGGAAGCAUCAUUUUAGAGCCUUCUAAAGCUACACCAAGAACAAUGUUGUCGUCCAGACUAGUUUUUGAAGCUGGAGGAGAUGAACUUUGUCUUCCCAUAUCUGGCGUUGCCUGUGAAUUGGUAGAGACUACAGCUCCCUCAUCACUUCUUGCUUCUUGAGGAGAGGGGCGCUGUAUUCCAGUAACAUCCAAUCCUUCAGACAACACACCAUCUCUCUUUGGACUCGCAACAGCUGAUUGCUCUUUGGAAACUGAACCAUCCAGUGUCUGCUUCACAGAGUUUUUUUCACCUGAAUCCAUAACAUCCAUUUUCUCAUCAGGUGAUGGUGGUCCAGUCUUGCCUUCCACCUUGGAGUCAAAUAGUAAGGUAGCUUCAACUUUCUCAUCAUUUGCUUCAUCAGGUUGUACAGAAUUAUCUGGAGUCCUACUUUUAUCAUCAUCAUUAACUUUAUAAGAUGCCCCAAGAAGCAGCAAACGACGAUUAGCUUCAGCUCUGGUACGAGUGAAUAUGGUAUCAGCAAAUGGAACAGUUCCCACAUCAGGGUCACUAUAUACUUUUUGUACUGUACGAAUAGGAGUAGCAAGCCGAGCCCCAUGAUGACUAAUCACUCUAAGGAGAUCAAGCAAGAGGGAUUCCUGUAGCAAUCAAUUUACUGAUCAGAAGUGAUUCCAUUUUCCCGCAAUCCAAAUUAAUUAUUAAAAAAAUGAGGGAAUGGAGAACUGCAGAAUUAAAGACAAAACCAAUAAUUAUUUCAAAAAUAAAUAAAUAAAAGACAACCAACAAAAAAUGCUAAGCAGCUAAACCUGAAGUCGCCCAAUUGAAAACGAUCUCAGAACUUUAAGAAACAGAAACAAUAAAAAAUAUAUAGAUACUAAGCCUUGUGAGUAUCACUCUUAAAACAAGAUAUUGUUACCAAGAAGCCUGUCACAUGUUUCAUCUACUCAUGAUGUGAUUGGUAACGAAUGCUUACCUUUACACAGAGGUACUCCUCAAAACGUGAGGUCUUCACGAAACAAGACACCAAUAUCUGUUACAAGAUAUUGUCAGGUAAUCAUCAUAUCAAAAAAAAUUAGACAAUUUCCUGCAAGAAUAAGCCAAUAGCACUGUUGCGGCUUACCAUGAGUGCCUGAGUUUCUGAAUCUACAUUAUCCAGAAAUACUCUUCUAUGCAAUUUCUGCUGCUCUAUUUGAGGAUUUUUGGCCACAACCUUGCGCAUAUCAGCAACAAUGCUCUGUUUAAAAGGAAAACCAAGAUCUUGUUUCAAUGGAAUACCUCUAAUUAAUGCAUCGAUGAACGAAAUGAAAAUCAGAUCUCACAUUGAUCUUAUUCACAUCAAGGUGACUAAUAGCAAGAUGGGUUUUUAUACGCCAAUGAGUC
This is a messenger RNA of Oldenlandia corymbosa var. corymbosa, 4169 nucleotides long. The record is from the annotation of a GenBank genome assembly. Lineage: Eukaryota; Viridiplantae; Streptophyta; Magnoliopsida; Gentianales; Rubiaceae.